Molecule: messenger RNA, 7049 nt
Organism: Pseudo-nitzschia multistriata
Lineage: Eukaryota; Bacillariophyta; Bacillariophyceae; Bacillariales; Bacillariaceae
Source: the annotation of a GenBank genome assembly
CAGGCAGCGAUCAUAGGUCGGACGAAUAACUCCCGGGACGAGACGAAACGAAACGAUAGCAGCAGCAACAGCGACAGYAGCAGCGAGCAACGACGAUCGCGACAAGAAUGACGCCAGAAUUACACGAUAGCACCACAAUACGGCACCCGUUGUUCACCGGACGGGAAACGCCGGAAAGGGCACAAUCUGUUCUCCAGUGUCCGGUCUUGCUCCACCGGAGCAAUGGCAAUGGCAAUGACAAGCAAAGACACAGACACAAACACAGGCGAAGGCACGCAACGAUGGUGGUUCUUCUGGGUUUGAUCGCUCUCUUGGACCACCGGGGGGUUCUCGCCUUCCAGACGCCCUCGCCCCACCACCACGAGAACCACCACGAGAACCACCACAACGGCAACCGCCGGCCGCGAACGGUAGAAGACAAGUCGACCGGAACGGGCUUCCCGAGGACGUCCACCCCCUCCGACCGGGGAGACCGGAGGAGCAGCAUGUUUUCGCCGCAGAAACGCCAGGAGCCCCGGGGGAACGGGCCCAGUGGAGCGGCCGGGGGAAAGAGCCGCCAGAGGGUGGUCCCGAGCAUCUGGGACACCUCCGCCCCGGUUCUGGUGGAGGCCUCGGCCCUCCGGACCUUUGGCUUCGAGCGGCCCGACGUCGAGCGGGUCCAGGUCCUCCUCAAGAAGCACGACGCCGUGGAUCCCUCCAGCGGCAGGAGGCGGUCCUCGGGAGAGCCCCUCAUCGCCCGGGUGGACCUCUGGCACGGGCCGGACUCGACGCCCCAGAACCUCGCCAUCUACCUGGAGGAGGAAGCCGACGAGGACGGCGACGACUACGACGAAGACUGGGGCGCAAGCGGGAGCGCGGCCCAGGGCCAUUCCCCCCGCGAAAGGAGCAGCAGCAACGGCAACGGCAAUGCACACACGUCAAGCGUAGACACCCCCUUUAGCACCAUCAUCGAGACUCCCCAGGGGCACAACACGAUCGCGAUCCGCAACAUCGCCGAGACCUCGGACCUCCUGGCCUGCGUGGAGGGAGAAGAACGCGACUACGACUACGGACACCAAGAGAGCUGGUUCACGCCCAGCGCACCCCCCGCAAGCGACAGCGGCCACAGCCCCCUGCAGUCGGUCAUCCAGCGGCUCAAGGCAACCACCACGCCGCAGCGCAUCGACUCUACCAUCGCCAAUCCCAAGCACACGCAGGGCGAAGGCUACCAGGACUACGAUGACUACGACGAAGACGACGAGGCCAACCAGCCGGUCGUCGGUUCCUGCGCGGUGGAGCUCCCCUCCAACAUUGCCAGCGUCCAGGUCCUGCUGCAGACGCAGUUCAUGCAGCCCCUCCAGGCCCGGAUCGAGCUGGAACUCCGGGAGGGAGACAGCGAGAACACCCCCACCGGCGGCUACAGGGUCGUCAAGAGGACCAUCGUGGAGGUCUUCAGCGAGGACGGGAUGCACCGGCCCUUCUUUGCGGUCCUGGAGGCCCCCCGGAAGGCCGGCUGGUUCGGGAGCGAGAGCGGAGCCGCGCCUCCCUCGCGCUACACCACGAGCAUGCGGGUGGUCAACCUCUCCACCACCGAGUUUCCCCUCUUUGCGACGGUCGAGCCGCACGCCGUCGACGACCACGAGCCCCGGCGGCGGCCGGCCCCGUCCGGGGACCAACGCGGAGAGGAAGCGGGGGACGGCCCGGGCGCUUCCCAGCCCGAGUGGACCCACUUUGGGGGCGGGAGCAGCUUCGACGCCGUGUCCAACUCCACGAUCCUGGACGCGGAGAUCUUGUAGGCCGGCGGUCAAAAAAGAGCGGUCUGGCUGGCUGGCUGGCCUUGUCUAGCAAAACGGGAGGGGACGGACAAUCGAAAACGAAACGAAACGAAACGAAACGAAACAGCUAGGAGGAACACCGCCCGUGAACGAAACACGCACCUAACACGAGAAGUAUCCAUCCAGCGACCAAGUCUUGCAAGGGUGCCGAACCGCCGAGRCCGASCGAGCGAGCGAUUGUCUCUCAAMACCGGUGCCGCUGUGAGCGGGAACGCCAGGCACCAGACACGACGAGAACGGUGGGAAGCGGGGGCGUGGCGCCAUGCAUCCGCGACGAUCAAGAAGCAAACAACGGGAACAGGGAGCGGCGCAACACCCCGCGAGACAACACGAAACGAAACGAAACGAAACGAAACGAAACGAAACGAAACAACACGGUGUGAGACCGCAGAACCCACGGUGCAGGGAAACACCAACCACGAAACCAAAAACAGAAAAAGAGCGCACUUACAGUAGAAACAAUAGUAGUAGUAGUAGUAGCAGGACAAUAGUGUACRGCCCGAACCGAGAUUCGACACGAGUUAACAAAGACAAGAACCAAACCCAACUGCUGGGGUAGCUGACCGUAUUGUAAUACAGUAGUACUACCUAAUGAAACGUUUGCUGAUUGCCACAGUAUUAGUACUUUUUGUAUUUUGGGUUGGCACAGACCCCUGUCGAGGGCCGCGGCUCUACGGGUACGGGGAGUACGGUAUGAUUCUUGGCAACUACCGUAGUUAAAUACUUCCGGUACUGUACUAGUUUUUUUGUGACCCGAUUGGAGAAAAAGACGUAGGAUCCAGUACACAUUCAACGAAAUUAGGACACGUUUGCCCCCGAAACAUGGACCCUUCUACCAUACGUACGUACGUACGUACGUACGAAUACUGGGACCACACGCGAUUCCGUACAUUUCCUCGAUCGAUCAACCACCAUCGGCCAUCAUCCGUUACAGCACGAUACGAUACGAUACGAUACGAUACGAUACGAUACGAAUAUCACGAAACUUCUGCCGCCAAGGCGCAAAGGAACUCAGCCCCGUGGUGGUUGUUCCUUGUUGUUGCGUUCCAACCUGCCGGAACAGACCUGGCCGUUGCACCACMAAAAGCAUUCCCUCCCUCUUCCUCCUCCUCCCUUCCGGUCUACCCACUCACCCCACCCCACCCCACCGCUCCGAGAUGUCGUCGGUGUUUCUCCCGCCCGACAAGACGAGGCUGGUGACGAUUUGUGCACACGGUGCGUCGUGUUUCUUUGUUUGCAGAAUCUUGUUGGCCUCGUGCAUUGUCCCGUGAAACGGCGGUGGCCCGACCGAAUCGCUCGCUUGUUCGGUACGCGUGCUCGUGUGGUGUGGUGUGGUCUGGUCUGGUGUUUCGAACCCUUCUCUCAACGACGACCCCGCCCGUGUUUUUUUCUUGUUUGCGUGUUUUUUUUCUUUUUUUUCCGACAGUCGACCAUGGGUAUGUUUCCAACAGCGUGUGUCCAACGAACCGUGUCCCGCUCGCACCGGAUCCCCCCGCGGGGUCGUGCGGUGCCGGUGCCGAUGCCGAUGCCGACGCCGAUGCGGCAGAAAACACGGAUCGCUCGCUAUCCGCAGAACUUGUGUUUCGUCGUGUGUUCUCUCACCUGCCUUUCUUCCAACCUUGCUCGGCGCCGAUGGUCCACCAACGCACCGCAAACCAUUCUCAAAACGGAACGGGUGCUGGGAUGGUUUUCCGUGGUGCAAACCAACGAAUGACGGCCACAACACCACAUUAACGAACGAACGAAUGAACGAACGAACGAACAAACGAUCCAGGAAAACGACGCUGGCCGACAACCUCAUCGAAUCGAACGGGAUCAUCUCGGAACGCCUCGCGGGGACCCUCCGGUACCUCGACUCGACCGAGGAGGAACAGCGCCGGGGGAUCACCAUGAGGGCCUCGGCCAUCGGCCUCCGCCACGGCUACAGGCCGUCGAGCGCGGCGGCCGCGAACGCUUCCAGGAAGAAGGGCCUCGACCCGGCCUCGGCCUCCCCGAUCGUCGUACACCUCCUCGAUUCCCCGGGCCACACCGAUUUCUCGACCGAGGUCAGCAGCUCGCUCAAGUGCUGCGACGGCUGCCUGCUGGUGGUCGAUGCCGUCGAGGGGAUGUGUGCCCGGACCCAGCAGGUCGUCCGGGAGGCCCACUCCCACCAGCUCGUUCCCAUACUGGUGAUCAACAAGAUYGAUCGCCUGUGCACCAACCUCUCCCUGACCCCCGGRGAGGCCUACGUCAGGCUCCGGUCGCUGAUCGAGACGGUCAACGCGGCCUGUGCUGCCAUGCUGGUCUCCAAGCGGGCCAAGCGCAAGGAGGACGGCGACGGCGAGAGAGGCCACGACGACGAGGAGGACGAGCGGGAGGAGGCCCGGUGGACCUUUGAGCCCCAGAGCGGGAACAUCAUCUUUGCCAGCGCGCUCUUCGGGUGGGGCUUCACCGUUCCGUCGCUGGCCCGGUCGCUCUUCAAGAGCAAGGUCCUCCCCAUCAAGCCGGCGGCGCUGCAGCACUAUCUCUUUGGAGACUUUUACUACAAGGAGGAACAGAAAAAGAUGAUGAAACUCAAGGCGAACCCCGGCCAAGACCACCAGGAGCCCCUCUUUGCCGAGUACGGCCUCCGACCCCUGUGGGAAAUCUACGAGGGCGUGGCCGCGGCGGCUUCCGCGUGCGGCCUCGGGUCCACGAUCUUCUCCGACGGAAGGACCGGAUCCUCGGCGACGGACCACAACAGCAACAACAACGCCAAGAUCCAGGCCGACACCCCGGGGAUGGACCGGGUGCUCCGGGCGAUGCAGACGGGGGGGACGUCCACCGCGGGCGACCUAGCAAYGCCUCACUCCCUCCAGCAGGUCAUGACCCGGACCGGGUCGGCGUCCUCCGAGGAAGCCGUCCUGCGGUCCCUGCUGCGGCGGUUUCGGCCGCUGAGCGAGAUCGUCCUGAACUCGCUGUACGAGCUCUGCCCGCCUCCCCCCGAGGCCUCCGCGGUCGUGCGACCGAGGGCCCUGGCGCUGGCGGCACCGGGYACGAACGGGGGCGAGGCGGGCGGCGAAGCCGGGGAAGCCUUCCAGAGGGUGAAAGAGGCCGUUCGGGUCUGCGACGUGUCGACGGAGGCGCCCGCCGUUGCCUACGUGUGCAAGUUCAUGGCCACGGACCAGUCGCACAUCCGGGAUCCGGGAAGCACCAACGACAACGACGACACCGUCAUCCUGGGACUGGCGCGGGUCCUGAGCGGUCGGCUGAAAACGAACAGCAGCUACCACGUCAUGGGACCCAAGCACAAGUUCCACGACCCCGGCACGAUWAAGAGCCGCCCGAUCCGGCUGUUUUUGCUCAUGGGGUCCUCCUUCGUUCUGGUAGACGAGGUCCCCGCCGGCCAUCUCUGCGCGAUCCAGAACCUAGAAAACGCCCAGUACAAGACAGCCACCAUUUGCGACAGCCCGUACGGGAUGCCGCUCCUCGGGUUCUCGGAUCUGGAGAUACGGCCCCUGGUCAAGGUCAACGUCGAGGCCGUAGAUCCUUCCGAUACGUCCGUGCUGGAAAAGGGCCUGGUCAAGCUGAGCCUGGCCGAUGCCGCCGUCGAAGUAACGGCCACCGCGAAGGGCGAACGAAUCCUGGCGUGCCUGGGAGAGCUCCAUUUGGAACAGUCCAUCCUGGACCUGCAAAAGGUAUACUGCGACAAGAAGGAAAUCCGGCUGCGGAUAUCGGAGCCYAUCGUGGAAUUCGGCGAAACCACGGCAUGGUUCGGCGACAACGAAUUCGACUUUGAGGGCUUUUUGUCCGAAAAGAGCCAAAACGUUCCUCCCCUGAGGCAGCUGACCAUACCGCCCUACAACGAAGAGGAAGGAAACGAAUUCGCCAAACUGGGUCGCUCGCGGACCAUUGUUUCGGGACGCGUUGCCGCGGUUACCCUGAGGGUUAUUCCCCUGGAUCGGCUGGKCUACAACUCUCUCAGAGGAGCACAGGUCAGCGAAGACAGCCUCGAUGCCAUAAAGUCCUUGGGGCGUGCAUUGGGGUUCGCAGAGGAUCUCGAUCCCGAGCUCAUAGUCAAAGCCCUGACGGACUCGUUGGUUUCACAGGACGACAGUGGAAAUGCUCUCGUCGUAAGCUCCGCCCUCGAGAGCGGGUUGACGGUUGCGGGAGUAGCAUCCGAAAACGACGAGGUGUACGUCCCCGACAAGUUUGCGACGCUCGACGCUCAAAACGAUGGCGAGGAAUACGACAAAGACGAGGAACAGAAAACCGAGGCUUGUGGUGUCCGGGAGUACGAGUCGGUUCGGAGAGAAAUACGCGGGAAUGGAUUUCUGCCAAAGACCUGCGAGCGAGAGGCACGAACGCCGGGGCCCUGCGAUGCAGCCGCACUCGAAACAUGGAAAAACCAAAUGAAGGGUUCUCUCGUUGCCGGAUUUCAGAUGGCGAUGCGGGCAGGACCAAUUUGCGAAGAGCCGGUGCGCAGUGUCUUGGUGGUCCUCGAAGGUCUGGAAGUGGCACUGAAGGAAGACCAGGGUUCCGAGGGCGGGUUUAAAACUGCCAACACAUUGAGCGGUGGAAUGAUGGCUGCCGCCCUUCGAAUAGGGAUCCGGAGUGCCCUGCUGUGAGUUCUGAUUCAAUCCUAGUGUUUUGCUACCUUCAAAAUCAUUCAUUUUCCAACGAAGCAAUGCUUUCUACGUCAACCUCAUGUUUCUUGUUGUCGGUGUCGGUGUCGUUGUCGUUGUCGUUUUUUGUUUCUUUUCCACCCAUCCACUUGAAGAUCGAGACCAGCAAGGUUGGUCGAAAGUCAUCUGAAAUUGACUCUGAAUUCUUCGUUUGCGGGCCUCGGAUCUCUCUAUCCCGUCCUGUCAAAGCGAAGAGGGAAAGUUCUCGAGGAUUCCAUGGUCGAUGGGACGGAUUUGUUGCUGAUUUCUGCAAACCUGCCUCAUGCCGAGUCGUUUGGGCUUGCACCGGAAUUGUUCCGGCUGACCAGUGGAGAGGUUACCGCGCCGGAACUUAUUUUUUCGCACUGGGAGAUCCUAGACCAAGAUCCAUUCUGGAUCCCGACCUCGCUCGAAGAACGAGAAGACUUUGGAGAGAUUUCGCAGAGCGGGGACGUGUCUACUGGAAUGGACAACACGGCACUGAACUAUAUCCGAAAGGUUCGCGAACGAAAGGGUUUGCUGGUGGAUUCCAACAAGACAGUAGUCGCCGCAGAGAAGCAGAGAACCAUCAAGCGAUAGCUGUCGAGUACGAAGUAGGUUUUAAACAGCAUAC